Serpula lacrymans var. lacrymans S7.9 is the source of this 216-nucleotide messenger RNA. RefSeq lists its product as uncharacterized. The transcript has 2 exons. The record is from RefSeq and is a predicted model, not a curated record. Lineage: Eukaryota; Fungi; Basidiomycota; Agaricomycetes; Boletales; Serpulaceae. Bases 1 to 216 code for a protein of 71 amino acids.
AUGUCAAUGCAACCAGAACAGAUUGACGUCAACACCAUCCUUCACAGGAUAAGGCAGCAAAUCAUGCAGUUGGUGGCAAAACUCAGCAAACUUCAGGCCAAUCCCCCUGAACAAGUUGAACCAAAAUUCAACAAAAAGGUUGAGAUUGUCGCUCACCCCAGCACUUUUGAUAAAAAUAGGGCUAAAAUGUUUUGCCAAGACUCAAACCAAAAUUAA